CUUUACUCUAUGGGGUUAACUGUCAUUGAAAAGGUUCCAGCUUCAAGUUCAUGACAGAAAAAUAAUUGAAAAAGUUGAAAAACAACAAAUUAAUUAGAUUGCGUCUUCGGAUUGAAAAUGCUACAUAUUAAGAGAUUAAAUGCAUUAAAACCAUUCUUCUAUAAAGCAACCUCCGCUUGUAGUUUGGUUAAAUGUAAAUACUCGCAAAAGUCAUCUACAGAAACUGAAGAGAAACAAAAAAAAAGUGAAUCUAAAAGAAUGGCAGAAUUCAAGAAGAAAUUGAGAGAAACUACACCAAUAAAAGAUUUGGGUGAGCAAGCAGAAAUGCGACCAGCCAAGGAGGAUCCACUGCCAGCCUGGCCAAAUGAUAUAAAUCCUCAUACUGGAGAGGUGGGGGGGCCUCGAGGACCUGAGCCUACGAGAUAUGGAGACUGGGAAAGAAAGGGAAGAGUCACAGAUUUUUGAAAACAUUAUUUAAUUUGAAUUGUAGUAUAAUUUUUAUUGAUGUUAUUUAUUAAUAGCACUGAAUUUUGAAAGCAGACUUUGAGAUUAGUGACUAUGUGAGUUGUGUUAUAAUUUGUUAGAAGGUUCAUUACUUUGUUAAUAAAAUACAAUAAAUAUGUUGUUAAACAAAUUAAAUUCAUAUUAGUAUGAAACAACCAUUUAUUGA
Molecule: messenger RNA, 670 nt
Organism: Maniola jurtina (meadow brown)
Lineage: Eukaryota; Metazoa; Arthropoda; Insecta; Lepidoptera; Nymphalidae
Product: succinate dehydrogenase assembly factor 4, mitochondrial-like
Exons: 2
Coding region: 118-465 (115 amino acids)
Biological process (GO): mitochondrial respiratory chain complex II assembly
Cellular component (GO): mitochondrion
Source: RefSeq, a predicted model, not a curated record